This is a messenger RNA of Chelmon rostratus (copperband butterflyfish), 4477 nucleotides long. RefSeq names its product growth factor receptor bound protein 7 (gene grb7). The coding region runs from base 143 to 1720 and encodes 525 amino acids. Lineage: Eukaryota; Metazoa; Chordata; Actinopteri; Chaetodontiformes; Chaetodontidae. Gene Ontology annotation, biological process: signal transduction. The transcript is spliced from 15 exons. The record is from RefSeq and is a predicted model, not a curated record.
UGUCGGCGCUUCGUGGAGGCGCUGCAUCCCGUUUUGUUUUCCACAAAGAAGGAAAAACACCGAGCUGAGCAUCACAUGUGGGAUUAACAGGAUGAGUGACAGCUGAAACCCUCCGACUGACCACACAAAGUUCACAGGUAACAUGACGGAGGUGGCCGGUCCCUGGAUGGAGGUGUUCGAGAGGAAGGAGAAGUCAGGUGGAACGGAGACGUUGUUGGGGGGCUCCACUCGGACUCUGGCUCCUCUCACAGCAGAUUCGCCGUCCAUACGCCGCUCCCAGCCGAUCCUCAUCGCCUCAAACAGGGUUAAAGGUGUAGAGUCUUUCUCCUCCUCCAUCCCAUCGAUACCCAACCCCUUCCCAGAGUUGUGCAGCCCCUCCAAGUCUCCCGUGCUCACUGGUUCACUUCCACCACAGUCCAGUGACAAACACUUGAUAAAGGUGUACGGAGAGGACAGCCACAGCAGGUCGGUGUGGGUUUCUGCAGAAGCGACAGCCAGAGAAGUGUGCCACCUGUUGGUCCAGACGGCUCACUGCAGCGACCAGGAGAACUGGGCUCUCCUCGAACUCCACCCCUCCCUUGGCCUGGAGAGAUGCCUGGAGGACCACGAGGUUGUGCUGGAGGUUCAGGGGACCUGGUCUCUCAACGGUGACACGAGGCUCAUUUUCUGCAAAAACUACGCCAAGUACGAGUUCUUCAGGAAGCCGAUGCUCUUCUUCCCAGAGUGCAUGAUCUCCGACAGCGCCGAUGUCAGCAAGGGAAUGACAUCAUCAGAGCUCAUUCAGAACCUGCUGAGGUCCGGGACGUGUCCAGAGAUCCAGGGUUUCCUCCUCGUCAAAGAGCCCAGUCGGAAAGCCUGGAAGAAGGUCUACUUUUUCCUGCGCCGCUCUGGACUCUACUGCUCCACCAAGGGAUCCUCCAAGGAGCCUCGACACCUGCAGUAUGUGGCUGACCUGGAGGAUCUGAACGUGUACACGGUGGUGAACAGCCGCAAACUGUACGGAGCACCUGCAGACUUCACCUUCUGCAUCAAGCCCUCCAGGAACCCCGUUCGCACUCAGGACCUGAAGAUCUUGUGCGCUGAGAACGAACAGACACGAACUUGUUGGACUUCGGCUUUCAGGUUGUUCAAGUACGGGAAGCAGCUUCAGUGUAACUACCAGUUGUCCAAGUCGGCCCCACGGAGCCCGGAAGGAUCCAGACUCACAGAUGGCAAAUCAAAGUCGGAGGCGAGCCUGGUGGCCAUGGACUUCUCCGGGAAGGCCGGCGGACGGGUCAUCCAGAACCCGAUGGAGGCCCAGAGUGCAGAGAGGGAGGAGGGCCAAGCCUGGAGGAGGAGGGAAGCCCUGAGGUGCAGUCUGCCCAACCUCAACUCUGCUGCGAGACCCUCCUCCAUCCACAAGUCCCAGCCGUGGUUUCAUGGUGGCGUGUCCAGAAAGGAAGCUCAGAGGCUGAUAGAGAAGCAGGGCCUGGUGGACGGGAUGUUCCUGAUCCGUGAGAGUCAGCAGCACGCCCAGUGUUUCGUCCUCUCGCUGUGCUACAAGCUGAAGACCAAACACUACCUCGUCAUCCCUUGCGAGGAGGGAGGCAGGAAGUACUUCACCAUGGACGACGGCCUGACGCUCUUCAUAGACCUCCUGCAGCUGGUGGAGUUCCACCAAAUCAACAAGGGCAUCCUCCCUGUGUGCCUCAAACACCCCUGUGUCUGCGUGGCACUGUGAGCCCUUCACACUCAGCCUGACCUCUCCUCCGUCAUCCUUUAAUGUAGCCUCUCCUGCUGGCCCUGGAUCAGUCACCCAGGCCUUUAGUUCAAGUCUAAAGUGUGAACCCCGGUCAUCAGAUUGUACUGAUAUCUAUUAAGCACAGUUGAUAAAGAGCAAUUACUCGACUGGAUUAUGAGCCCGAGCAGAGCAAAGGUGUGCAGGCUGUGAUAAUGUCAUCUGCUUGUGAGACGUCGACUCCUGGGAAGUGAGAGCCAGACGUGAAGCAUAUUGUCCGCCUCCCCUCUCCUCACUGUUUUUAAUUAUUUGAACUCUGUGUGCAGCUCUGCAGCUUUUUUGUUUUUAAUUAAUGAGCUGCUGUCCCCGUGGAGACGGCUUAAUUAGCCACGUUGGACAGACUUUUAGAGCUUUUUGUUAGCGUGCACUUUGAUUCAGGUCCGUGCUGCUGCGGAGACAUUUGGAGGACGAGCACCGCGAUGAAGGCGGCAGGAGGAAACGUUUGAUUGCGGCUCCACCAGAUUUCACUGAAGAACUGACGGAUUGUGGCCACCAGAGGGCACUCUGAGUCAAAUCCUUCUCAGCUGUGGCACGUGAGACAUGCACAGAUGGAGUCUGAUAUUAAUACUGAAGAUAAUUGUGAUUUUGUCAUCAUGAAAAUACCCCAGGUUGCAGUCAUGUAGCAUGUAAAUCUCACUCUUCUGACUCUUUGAUGUUUUGUACAUUAACUUCUUGUUUGUGUUGCUAAAAACAGUUUCAUAUGUUAGCAAGAAGAAACUUUUAAGUGCUAUAAGAACUCUUUCAUCACUAUAUUUGCACAAUAAUGGUGAAGGGGAGCUGCGUUCACUCAUGAUGUUUAAACAACCAAAUAUUUAACGAAAACCUAAGUGUGAGAAGCCAUUCUCGACCAAAACAAAACGAAGGUUUUUACUGCUGAGGAAGACCGUACGAUGUGCUGAAAGCUCUGGAAAGCUCAUAGCUGGAGCUCAAGUUCAGAGCUUUUAGUGAUGCUUUAUUUUACAAUUUGUGAAAAAUGUUCCUAAUAAUUUCUGAUUGUUUCUUGUUGAGUUCAGACUAAUUAUAGAGGAAGUAGUCAGAGAGUCAGCUGACGAACGCACAAUUCAACAUAUAGAAUGACGUCUCCAGUUAAUUGAAUGAUGGAUGAACAUUUACGCGGGUUCAGACGGAGCAGAAUAUCGGGAGUUAUUGGGAAACUACGCACCUGUAAAGUAAAGCAUGCCUGACCUGUUUGUUACUGGGGGUUGUGUUAAUAUGUUUUCUUUCAAUUUCACUUUAUCAGAAAGCUCCAGAGCUGAAACGUCAGCUCGUGUACAGACCCUGUCCUCAUUCAUUCAGUCCAAAGUUUACUGUUUGUCCACAUUUUAGUGCUUUUUAUAUACUUUGAAUUUUCUGUUUCAUAUUCUGAAUAAAUAAUUUCAUAUUAAACAAUUCUUACAUUUAAAAUGCUGUCUAUGUAGUUAACUGCACAAAGACAGGAGAUAUUAAAGAGGAACAAGUGUUUAGAUCCUUUACUUAAAGUAGCAGAAAAACCAUUUAAAGAUACUCGAUUACAAGUGAAGUGCAUCUCAUAGCAUAUGAUGCAUCGCUGUAGAUUAAACCAGCCAGCAGGAUAUAAAGUAGUUCACAUGAGCUCAACCUGAAGCAUCUGCAGCAUCCACAUUAAUGCAGCAGGAAUAUUCAUCCACAAACAUCAGAUUUAAUAGAAAAACACUGACAGGAACAUUUUACUGCGACAUGAGGACUUUUAUUAGUACUUUUACUGGGGUAAAGGACCUGAAUACUUCUUCCACCACUGCCAGCUAAGAAAAGACGGGGCUGCUCUGCCUGAUUUAAAUUAGGCGAUUAUAAAACCGCUAUCAGCCCAAAACUAGACUAGCUGAAAAAACCUGGACUGAGUCCUGACGAACCCAUUGGUGGAGCCACAUGAAAGGCAGCCUGGAGGUUUUCGUGGGGUCCUGGCAGUCUGCACAGAUCACAGAUCCUCUGCUGGAUGCCUCCGAGCUGCUCUGCGCUUCAGAAGCUAAAGAGCUGAUUUCUCCACUGACCUACUCUCCGUGUUACUGUGUGUGUGCGUGUGUGUCGUUAAAUACCAGUGUGCUCGGGUAACCCUUCCUCUCCGUCGCAGCCCUCUAUGUGAAGGGGUUGCCAUGGCAACAAAUUUUUUGGCCUAGAUGGCCAGGUAGAGUAACUUAAGGGGUAAAAGACAGAGGGGAGAUGGGUCAGGGAGGCUUCAAAGAGAGCUUGUAAAUGUGCAGCACAAUCAGGCGACGCUUCAUCACUGAUUGAAUUUCUCAGAGUGCAGAAGAAGAGAACGAGCCGUCAAAUAUGACAUCACAUAAGAGGGAGUUUACACAGUUCCACACACUGUAUGUUGUAUAUUAAGGGUAUUAAGGCUAAUUCUUCUUUUUAAGACCAAAAUCUUAUAGCCUGACUGUCUGUAGGCAAAACAUGAAUAAUGAAAUAAAGGGAUUACAUAUCUGCCAGACAUAGUUAAAAGCUUUGAAACAAACUCUAAACUAUAGUGUUUAGGAGAUAAAAGAUGUGAAUGGCAAUAUUUCACUCUACUGCUCCCUGAACAACUCCAAACAUCAGUUUAUUGUAAAAUUCUUGCAUUAUUAUUUAAUUUAUGAGAUGAGAACAAAGAACAUCUUAAGUUUGUGGACAUCUUACAUCUGUAAAAAAAAUAAAGAUAACAUAUAAAAAGUGUUUAUAUAUAUGUGACUCGUGUUGCAGUCAAAC